GCUUCAUAUCGAAUGUUUUCACCGACAAGCAACAUAUAGCUGGGCUCAGUAUGAAGAUCUUUGGCGUGGAUUAUUCUUCUUCUCUCUGUUCCUGCGUUCUAUUUUAGUUUAUGCGUAUACGUCCCUCUGAUCUGAACUGGCAUUUCACCUACCCAUAGCCUCGCUUGCAGGCGAUCGUUGUGACGUCCCUUUCAUCUUCUAAUAUCGUAAAAAUCAUAAACUUAAGUAUUGAGGUGACAAGGCCCUCUGGCUCUAAGCCUCAAACAUGGCUAAUAAUUGGGGACUCGUUACCACGUUGGUAGCCAUAUUCUUGUCGUUGGCCGCCGUCCACGCACAAAACUACCCCCUAGUGACGGAUUCGAGAUGCAACUGCUACAGAACUAACACGACGACUUCCCAUUACUUUACGCAUCAUCGCUUCUUCGAUUUUAGGGACCAGACCCGGAACGUCCGCGUGCCAGGGCCGAUCAAUGAUCCAAAAGGUAGCGCCGAUGCGCCUGUAACGAAUAAUUAUUUCAACGAUCCCGCAUGGACGAGCAUGUGGGCCAUCCAGACAUGGAACAACAGUGCUCUCAUGAACGGUAGCUCGGACAUCACUGGAAGUGAUGCAACGGUACUGAUGGUGAACUCGGCGAAUAAUAUCUACUUCGAUAGGAAUUCAGAUCUACGAGCGUCCUCCAAGACGUAUCUCGUGAUGCGAACAAUGCGCCAUGGUGAUUUCCAAUCGGCUUCAGAGAUUGAGUCGGUCUCCCUCGGUUAUCGGUAUCUGUCUAUCCGUAUGUACGCCAGGACUAGGGGUGCGCCGGGGGCCAUUACGGCUAUGUUCACUUUCCGCGAGGCGCCAAAGAUUGCUCAAGUACAAGAAGCCGAUCUCGAGGUUAGGACCGUCGACCCGAAGUACUCGAUACAGUAUACGAAUCAGCCAUCCUGGAACGAGGCCGGUGAUAUCCCUCAAGCAACUCGAAAUGUCUCGUUGCCAAACCGCGUAGAUUGGUCCAAGUGGCAGCAUCAUCGAAUGGACUGGACCCCGGGAUCCACAAGUUGGUUCGUCGACGGGCAGCUUAUGUCUUCCAUCCAGUUCCAAGCACCCCGCGAUGCAAGCCGUAUCAUGUUCAACAGCUGGAGCGAUGGUGGCAGUUGGAGUGGCAACAUGACCAAGGGCCAGUCUGCGGAGAUGCAGAUUCAGUGGAUCGACAUCGUUUAUAACAGCACAGACCCGGUGCCUGGAAACCCGUUCACGAACCCCGGAGCUGGACGAUCGUGUGCAAAUACCUGCAGUAUUGAUCUCACCUCGAAAACUGGAACCCCUGUAUUGAUAUCUGGGCCUCAAGGCGGGCAACCCGGACAACCACCGGCUCCCGGUGGUGGUAACGCCUGUGCUGCGGCUAAAUAUGGGCAAUGUGCCGGCAAGACCUGGAAUGGGUGCACUGUCUGUGCUGCUGGAACGACAUGCAAGUUCCAGAAUGAUUAUUAUUCGCAAUGUCUGUAAAGGGCCUUUGGUUCUAUUAGCGUUACUUCUGCUUGACUUAAGCCUUUCUUAGCUGAUACCACAGAUAAAUAUCUAUAAGCAACCUAUAUUUUAC
Daldinia decipiens is the source of this 1583-nucleotide messenger RNA. RefSeq names its product carbohydrate-binding module family 1 protein. Gene Ontology annotation, molecular function: hydrolase activity, hydrolyzing O-glycosyl compounds; cellulose binding. Lineage: Eukaryota; Fungi; Ascomycota; Sordariomycetes; Xylariales; Hypoxylaceae. The coding region runs from base 266 to 1489 and encodes 407 amino acids. Gene Ontology annotation, biological process: carbohydrate metabolic process. The record is from RefSeq and is a predicted model, not a curated record. The transcript is spliced from 2 exons. Gene Ontology annotation, cellular component: extracellular region.